AUGGAAAUCGAUGUAGGUAGGAGCGAUUUCGAGAAAGAUGAAAAGGAAGACGACGACUCAGUUUCUGAUCUCUUGAGAGAUCGCUUUCGUCUCUCUCCCAUCUCCAUCGCCGAAUACGAAGGUCUGCUGGCAAAGGACCUUGAGCUAUUUGCACACCACACUGGUCGUAAAUCCGUGACCAUGGGAGAUGUCAUAGCUUCUGCUAUUCCGCAGUCGCAGUUCUUCGGUUUCAAAGCUUCUAAGAUGUCGAGAGAUGGAGAAACUAAGUCAGGGAUGCCUAUUGUUGGGAAUGUGUUACAGGCAAGAAUGGCUGCCACCCAAGAGACUGCUGCCCUUGAGUGGGUUGAAAAGGACAACCGAAGAAUGCUCCAUGUUAUUUACCGAGUUGGGGAUUUGGAUAGGACCAUCAAAUUCUAUACUGAGCGUCUGGGAAUGAAGCUGUUGAGGAAACGGGACAUACCAGAGGAGAGAUACACAAAUGCCUUUCUUGGAUAUGGGCCCGAAGAUUCUUACUUUGUUAUUGAACUCACUUACAAUUAUGGAGUUGAUAAGUAUGACAUUGGAACUGCAUUUGGUCAAUUCGGUAUUGCUGUUGAUGAUGUUGCCAAGACUGUGGAACUAAUAAAGGCCAAGGGUGGAAAAGUAACACGAGAACCUGGCCCAGUGAAAGGUGGUUCUACUGUAAUUGCAUUUGUUGAGGAUCCUGAUGGUUACAAGUUUGAACUUAUUGAGAGGGCGCCUACUCCUGAACCUUUGUGCCAAGUAAUGCUCCGUGUUGGUGAUCUUGAUCGUUCCAUAAAAUUUUAUGAGAAGGCCUUUGGCAUGGAACUUCUUCACAAACGAGAUAAUCCACAGUACAAGUAUACAAUAGCCAUGAUGGGCUAUGGGCCUGAAGAUAAAAACGCUGUGCUUGAAUUGACGUACAACUAUGGGGUUACUGAUUAUGACAAAGGAUCAGAUUGCCAUCGGAACAGAUGAUGUUUACAAAACCGCCUAGGCAGUUAAACUCUUUGGUGGAAAAAGUACCCGGGAACCUGGACCUUUACCUGGUAUUAACACCAAGAUUACGGCAUGCUUAGAUCCCGAUGGUUGGAAGACGGUUUUUGUCGAUAAUAUUGAUUUCCUCAAGGAAUUGGAGUGAGUUUUGGGUGAACUCGUCUCUUAUCCUUUUGACGCUGAAAUCCAAAUCUGAGCUGAAAGGACUUGUCGAAGAAAUUCUUCGUGGGAACGCAGCGAAUGAUGUUUUGUAGAUAAAUCUUUUAUGGCGACAAUCGGAUAGCCAUUAGAUUCGAGAAAG
Messenger RNA from Hibiscus syriacus, 1297 nucleotides. Its product is annotated as probable lactoylglutathione lyase, chloroplastic. The transcript is spliced from 10 exons. Bases 1 to 978 code for a protein of 325 amino acids. Gene Ontology annotation, cellular component: cytoplasm. NCBI's taxonomy places the organism in Eukaryota, Viridiplantae, Streptophyta, Magnoliopsida, Malvales, Malvaceae. The record is from RefSeq and is a predicted model, not a curated record. Gene Ontology annotation, molecular function: protein heterodimerization activity; metal ion binding; lactoylglutathione lyase activity.